UCAGAGAAUUCAAAAGUGAAGCAAAGUGUGAGGAGAAAAGUUCAGGGUCUGAAACAUGAGGAGGAGAAGCAGCAGGAGGAGCUCCGUCCUCAGGAGGAGCUCCAGCAGCAGGAGGCGCAGCGACCAGGACCUGCGCUUCGACGAGUUCGGCUUCAACCUGACGAGGAGGAAGGAGCAGAAGGUCCAUCACCGGUGUCACGAGUACAGUUACCCCCCGCUGAGCUCACAGAGGGUGAAGGAGCUGUGUGAGCUGCUCAGCUACUGGAACGGAUCCAGCUUCAUCUGCAGGAGCCAGAUGGAGCGAUUCAUCAGAAUGGGCGUCCCUCCGACUCUGAGAGGUCGAGUGUGGAGGUGUCUGCUCAGCACGGACGCUCUGAGGGAGAGCAGCGACUUCAACUACCAGAAGUGCUUGUUAGAGGUGCGGGGCCCCCUGGUGGACUUAGGUGUGAGUGAGUACGGCAUCCUGUCGGCCAUAACAACCCUCAGCGACACGCAGAACGAUCUGGACUUGAACCCCCGGCUGUCGCCCAACUGCCCUGAGCCGGGCUACUCUGUGGACGACAUCACGUUGUUUCGACAGAUCGCCUUGGACCUGCAGCGCUCCUUCCCAACCCACCGCUCUCUGAUGGGGGAGAGUCCCGAGGCCAUCGAGGGUCAGGCCAAGCUCUUCAGGGUCCUCAUCGCCUACGGGAAAUACAACCCACAGGUCGGGUACAGCCAAGGCAUGUCCUACAUAGCUGCUGUUCUGCUGAUGCAGUUGGGAGAGGAGGAGGCGUUCUGGGCUCUGACAGCCUUAAUGGAUAAACCUAAAUAUCUGGCUGAACUCUUUGACCUCAGCCUCUCCAAGGUCCAACACCAGGUGAAGGUGUUCGACCAGUUCCUGAGGCACAGGAAGCCGAAGCUCUCUCAGCACCUGGAGUCGGUGGGAGUCUCAUCAGUCCACUUCGUGAUGCCAUGGUUCCUCACGCUCUUCACCGCGCUGCCCUGCUGGGAUUCUGUCCUCGCUGCCUGGGACCUCAUCAUACUGCACGGCCUGUCCGCGGUGUUCCGUAUCGCUCUGACCAUCAUGGAUCUGCUGGAGCCUCGGCUGAUGGAGCAGCACGACGAGGGAGCGGUGCUACCGCUGCUGCUGAGGGUCCCUGUGGAUGUAGCCAAGUACAUAGUUUUAGUCCCUGCACUGUGGAAUACUGAAGUCCAAGACUGGGAGAUUAAAUGUAUGAACAGUCUGGUGCUGGAUGAGAGCCACCAUGGAUCCAAAACAGACAUGUGUGAGACGCAGACGUCCUCAAUGUCGAACCAAACCACAGAAGAUAAGGAUGAAGAGAAUGCACCAGUAUUGCCCGGAGGAGGAAAACCCACAGAGAAAGACUCAGUAACCAGAGCUAAGAGCGUCCUGAGCCGCGUGAUGCGUCUGGCCCAGCGGUACCUGAUCGAGCCGAUGGGCCGGCAGCGGACUGAGGACAAGAGCUCACAGGUCAAGAGCAGACAGCGUAGUCCUGCGCCCGGUCGGGUUCUCAGGAGCCGGACCUCAGCUUCUCUAACUAAAGCUCAGAUCCGAUCCAGGAGGCGGGGCCAGCAGGAGGGCCGAGCCCGUCAGCCGACGCUGCAGGGGAGUGGUGGUGACGUCACGGUGACAGAUCCAGCUGCUGGUGGGAAAAGUGACGGAGCAGAACAAACCUUCAAGAGAGCUGCCACAGAACCUCUGGGCAAGGCAGCCCGUCACCACAGUAUCCACAGCCUCCGGGUCAAGUCCCACCGUCUCCUGCGAAGUGUAAAGAACCCGUCCAACCAGACCCCCGCUCCCUCUUCCUCUUUUCCUCCUCCGUCGCUCCGCUCCUCUACUCUCCCUCCGAUGCCCUCCAUCCCGGCUUCCAACCCUCCGUCAUCCAGAGCGUCUCAGGGCCGACAGGAACCAGAGCAGCAGGAUACAGCCAGGAUGGCUUUCAUCAGGGAGCUGUCCUCCAGACAUCAGAUCAGUGUCCCGCUCCGGGACGCCAGGGAGUCCACGCUCAUCUGACGCUGAAGAGGCCGAGGGACGAGACGGAACAAGAGACGGAGACGACGCCAGUCAGUGAAUCAGGUUAUUGGACCGAGACAAGUCACACAAAACCCAAAUGAACGACUCCCAGUUCAACAAGUUCACUGGAACGCCACUAAAGCCACUGCACAGCAACAUGGGGGCAGAUCCGUCUGUGAUGUCACACCCACAGUUAUUUAAAUGAUAUGUUUAACGUCUCACAGGAGGAACCUGCUCAUCAUGCAAAUUAAUGUCACAGUAUUCGGUCCAAGUUCUAAGGAUGAUUCUGGUGAACGAUCCCCGUUUGGAAGGCGGCUGCUCGGCCGAAUGUUCACUUGUCCAAUCCCCACUCGUGUGUUUGUGUUCACGUGUAAGUCUGGAAUCAUAAAUCACCCCCGGGAAGCUCUCGUCUCCCGAGCUCGUCUGGAACGAGGAGUUAUCGCUGCGCAGGUCGGGUGAGGACUCGUGUGAGGACUCGAGUCAGCAGCUGAACAGACCUGUGGAUCCAAACUGACAGACUAACUGAACCAGAUUGUGUAGAUCAGCUCGUGUGGAGCUGCAACGUGCACAUCAAUAAUGUGUGUGUGUCCCUUCGGUGUAACGAUGUGCUGCACUGGGGCUGUUUCUUAUUUUUCCACUUGACUCAUAAAUGCUCCAGAACGACUCUGUUUUUUAUCGUCUUACAUCAGAGACACUAAUAAAAUAUUCAUGUUUUACUUUUUAA
Molecule: messenger RNA, 2741 nt
Organism: Platichthys flesus (European flounder)
Lineage: Eukaryota; Metazoa; Chordata; Actinopteri; Pleuronectiformes; Pleuronectidae
Product: USP6 N-terminal-like protein
Exons: 15
Coding region: 56-2017 (653 amino acids)
Source: RefSeq, a predicted model, not a curated record